AAAAAAAAAAAUAGUGUGAGUAAAAUGCUCACCAAGGAAAACAAAAGUUUCGGAUUGAUUUUGGUGAAUUGUAUCAUAAUUAUGUUAGUUAUAUUCGUUGAAAGUAAAAGUAAUUAGGUCAUAUGAUUAAACAAAACGUGUUAAUCAAAUUUCAACAGUUGUAUAUAAGUUAAAAAUGCCUCGAGUAUGUGACGAAGACUCCGGCCGCAGCUCCUGUUCAGCCGCCUCUAUCGGCAUCGCCCACAAUAUUGACUACUUCAAUACGGAAUCUGAACAGAACUAUGUUAAAAGACGCUCCAAAGAGGCUAGCACAAACACAGACUUGAAAGUCAGUGUCCGUCCAAGAAGUUGUGCUGGUCUUAUAAAAUCUCCAGAUGAGAAAGACCCUUUCCCAAGCUGCCGAAUUCCUAGGACUCACAGAAAGGCUGUGUUUAAUUUAUUUGACACUCCAAGGAGAGGUGGACUAAGUAGUGCCCAUUCUACAUUGGACAUAGCUUGCAGCACUCAAAUUGAGGAGCCUCAGAUACAGAACAAUGCCGUUUCCAUGCAUGCAAUCAUGGUUAGUGACCACAGAGCUAAAGCACAUGAUAAACCUUUAAACAGCAAUUUCAGGAGAGGUAAACCCGUUCAAAGAGCUGCUUCUAGACUGUAUAAAGCAGAUUGUGGAUUAAAAGGCAAAGAAGGAUGUACGGGCCCAGAAUUCAUUGUCAGAGCUUCCCAGCCUGCUAAACACAUGGAUCUGACUUUAUCUUCAAUAGCUGAUAAGAAGAUGAUAACAGUUGUACUGUUGAAUGGACAAAAAGUUGAAGUACUAUGUGAUCCCAAUGUCAUAACAGCUGGUCAGCUUUUUGAAGCUCUGGUACACAGUGAAAAAUAUGAACACAACUUUAUGCUUGGCAUUGCAAUUUUGUUAGGAGGAGAUUUUGUGUUUUUACCAGAUGAUUAUAAAAUAAAAAAGAUUGCCCCUGAAAACUGGCAUAAGACAAGCUCAAAAAAGAAUAAACUUGUUGAUGGUGAUGAUACAUUGACUGUAUUCUUGAGAAUCAAAUUUUUCUUACCUAAGAAUGUCUCCAACAACAUUCAAGGUGGAGAAUGGAGGUAUAGGGUCUAUUUGCAGCUAAGGAGAGCUACAGUAGAAGGCCAACUGACCUCAACAAUACAGAAUCUCAUUCUGCUGGCUGGUUAUGCUUUACAUAUUGAAUUUGGAGAAUUCUCCUACAGAGAGCAUGGUACAGCUGAUUACUUUCUCCUUGAACACUACUUGCCUGAAAGUGUGAUUACCAAUGACAUGGCAGACAUUAAGUUAAGAAUGAAAAGAGCUCAUGAAUCUAGACAUGGGUUAGACAGAAACAAAGCCAUAAUAAACUUUAUAACAUUAGCUCAAACAUUCCGUGAUUAUGGGGCACACUUUUACUCAGCUGUGUGGGCAACCAGAGAUGGGUUUUGUAGAGACAUAUGGCUCUCCAUUGGCCCAAGAGGAAUCACACUUUAUUCCCGUAACAAUCAUGCUGCUGAAAUUUCAAAUGCAGCCAAUCGCAUAGUAUUACAAAGUUUACCAUGGCAUCACAUACACACAUUUUACUACAAUAAAAAGAGCUUGUAUAUUAUGCCUAACUCAUAUUCAGGUCUGUCCAAAAUUGGAGUUAAAUAUAAAUUAAAAAUGACAGACUCCAAAAGCUACUUUACAUUUUGGUUGGCUUCUCUUCACCACAGACUGUACUUAAAAUUAUAUGCAAAAGAAGACUUUAUAACAUAUUUAUCAGAUGAACUUAAUUGUCCUUUAAACCAAGAGAACAGUCCAGGCAAAAUAGAAUGGAGUAACUAUCAAGACAGCUAUAAUUUAGCAGUUAGAAAUCCUGUUAGAUCAAGGAGGCCAGUCAGAAGAAGAUUCAAAAUGGAUAUCUUUGGAGAUAAGAAAUCACAGAAUAAGGAAAAUGAAAAGCCUAAUACUGAGGAAUUAUUGAGACAAAUACUAUCACCCCAACCAAGUGAGGAAAGUUUGUUAAAUACAAUGAAUGUUAACCAAGGGAAUUCUUCUAAUGAUGGAUUAUCAUCUUCAGAAAGUUGUAGUUUACCCAGAAGAAAUGGUGUGAAAAUGGGUACAAGAGUGUUUCAUGGAAUGAAAACUGUAAAUAGGUAUCCCAGAUCACCAAUCAGAAACAGUUCUGCUGAUUGUCUAAGAUCCGAUGAUGUAGCCACUACUCAAAGUGAUUCAGAUGAUUUAUAUUCAGAACAAAAGCACAAUUGUCUUAUAAAUAGCAUGCAGUUGUUACCAGAGAGACAUUACAACCAAACUGCAUCUAAUAUGCCCACUGCCUAUGUACUAGAAUCACCUAAGGUAUACCCUGAAGUCUUUAACUACAAUGCAACAGUUAAUGAAUCUUGUCUGAACACAUCUUUAUUUGAAAAAUUGGAUAAUAUGGAAUGUGUUCAGGGAGAGAGAGUAUUUGUUACAGCUGUCCUAGAAAGAGAUGAGAUGAAUGCGCUUGGUCUUCAAGUAGCUGAAGGCUCAGAUGGUAACGUGUACGUAAAAUCCAUCACGCCUGGUAGUCCAGCGGAUUUAUGCAAAAAAAUUGUACCAGGAGACCAAAUCAUAUCAGUUAAUGGUAAAACUUUGCUAAAUGUUAAAUAUGAGAAAGCAUUAAUGAUGCUUCAAUCAGCACCUAAAACAGUGGAACUAAUUGUUCUUCAGAAUGCGAAUAAAGCCUGUAAUUCGGAACACCAAGCUAUAGAAUCUAGUAAAACUAGAUUAAAUUUGAAAGGUAUUAGUAGUAGUGUCGCUAGUGCACUUGACGCCGACAUCACGGACGAUGAAUUGUUAAAUGAAGAAGCUUUAAAAACAAUAUACGCACUUAUUAAACUAACGAAAGAAAAAGUGAUUAACAGAAUGAAAGAUAAAUCAAGCAAGCAAAGCACUCCGGACAAAAGUAAUUUACAAAAAUCUUAUUCAGAAAACAAAGUGUUUGAGGAAUCCGAUAUAGGAAAUUACUCGUCGCAAGAAAAUACGCCUCAAAAGAAUACUCAUAAGUUCAACACAUGGCGUGGACAAAUACCGAAUAGACCUAAACGAAGGCCUUUGAGCCUAAGCGUUCCGACUGAUGUAGAUUUACCAGAAAAUUACCUCGACAAUGUUUCAGACGAUCUGAUGAAGAAAUCGUCGUUAAAAUCAAUUCAGUCGUCUCUAAACGGUCUAGAUAGAUCGAAGAGCAACUCUGCGAAAAGUGUUGCUUUGCCUAGAAACUUCGGGUUGAGCAGGAGGUGGCUGGGUCCAGUCAGAUAUCCCGUCACUCCUUGUAAAAAUAUCAAUAUGGUCACUGACGUGAAUGACUCGAGUGCAAUUGUUGAAGGCAAUAUAAUGCGAAGGCAUUUCGUGUAUGGUGCUGGAGAUUCAGAUGAGGAUCAGAUAUUUUUGUAAAUUGUUAAUUUUACUGUAUAUUUUAUGCAUAUUAUAAAAAAAGACAAAUUUUAAUAAAUGCUUAUCAAUUAAAAAACCUUUUCUUAUUUGUAUUUAAAAAGUGAAACAUUAGUUUUCUCUUUGUAUUCGGGAAUACAUUCAGCAGCGUUUACAAUCAUCCAAAA
This is a messenger RNA of Manduca sexta (tobacco hornworm), 3579 nucleotides long. Its product is annotated as tyrosine-protein phosphatase non-receptor type 13. The record is from RefSeq and is a predicted model, not a curated record. Gene Ontology annotation, cellular component: cytoskeleton. NCBI's taxonomy places the organism in Eukaryota, Metazoa, Arthropoda, Insecta, Lepidoptera, Sphingidae. Bases 176 to 3415 code for a protein of 1079 amino acids. Gene Ontology annotation, molecular function: protein binding. The transcript has 2 exons.